UGCUCACACUCCAGGUGUUGCAGCUGACCUCAGCCAUAUUGAGACAAGAGCAAACGUUAAAGGCUUCUUGGGACCUGAGCAGUUGCCAGAAUGUUUGAAGGGCUGUAACGUUGUAGUUAUUCCUGCAGGAGUCCCUAGGAAACCAGGUAUGACCCGUGAUGACCUGUUCAACACCAAUGCUAGCAUUGUUGCUAAUUUGACAUCUGCCUGUGCAAAGCACUGUCCAGAAGCCAUGAUCUGUAUUAUUUCUAACCCGGUGAAUUCAACCAUCCCAAUAACUUCAGAAAUCUUCAAGAAGCAUGGUGUGUAUAAUCCCAACAGAAUCUUUGGUGUUACAACACUGGACAUUGUCAGAGCAAAUACUUUUGUGGCUGAGCUAAAGGGUUUAGAUCCAGCUCGAAUAAGUGUUCCGGUGAUUGGUGGCCAUGCAGGGAAGACUAUCAUCCCUCUGAUCUCUCAGUGCACACCGAAAGUGGACUUUCCUCAGGAUCAGCUGGAAAAGCUUACGGGGAGAAUUCAGGAAGCUGGCACUGAAGUUGUCAAAGCUAAAGCAGGAGCAGGAUCUGCCACCUUGUCUAUGGCCUAUGCUGGUGCUCGAUUUGUAUUCUCUUUGGUGGAUGCAAUGAAUGGAAAGGAGGGGGUUAUUGAAUGUUCCUUUGUUCGAUCAGAAGAGACAGAGAGCCCAUACUUCUCUACACCUCUGCUACUCGGAAAAAAUGGAAUUGAGAAGAACCUAGGUAUUGGCAAGAUCUCCCCCUUUGAAGAGAAGAUGAUUGCUGAGGCCAUGUCUGAGCUGAAGGCUUCUAUUAAGAAGGGAGAGGAAUUUGCAAAGAACUUCAAGUGAAGAGUUGAUGAUGGAGAGGAAUUGCAACUUCCUUAAUUUAUUAAGGCAUCAUGUCACUUUACGACUUCUGAUUCAAAGCUCAUGCUUUGGCUGAAGUUUGUGUUAGUUAAACGAUUGUCGCCAAUGCAGAUUCUAAUCAUCAAUAAAACAGCCUCAUUUUUUUCAGCGUACCAA
Messenger RNA from Struthio camelus australis, 1018 nucleotides. Lineage: Eukaryota; Metazoa; Chordata; Aves; Struthioniformes; Struthionidae. The record is from RefSeq and is a predicted model, not a curated record.